AUGGCUCUCUCAGUCCAAAUCUCGUUGCCCAAUGGCAAGAGCUACGAACAGCCUACCGGCCUCUUCGUCAACAAUGAGUUCGUUCAAGGUCAUGGUGAAAGGUUCACCGUGAUUGAUCCCGUAUCAGAAGGUCAAAUUAUCCAGCUUCAAGGAGCCUCAUCCGACGACAUAGACGGGGCAGUGGCUGCGGCUCGCGCGGCCUUUGAGGGGGAAUGGAGCGAAUUACCUUCCACCGAAAGAGGGGUGUUCCUCUACAAGAUUGCUGCCUUGAUCGAUCGUGAUCGUGAUCUCCUUGCUGCAAUUGACGCAUAUGAUAAUGGCAAGCUCCUGGCUGCUGCAGAAGGAGACAUCGAGGAAUCUUUCCAAGUGUUCCGGUACUAUGCUGGAGCAGCAGAUAAAAUCACCGGUCGCACUAUUGAGACGUCCCCCCAGAAACUAGCAUAUGUCCUACAAGAACCACUCGGAGUCUGUGGUCAGAUUAUUCCCUGGAACUUCCCUCUGAUGAUGCUUGCCUGGAAAGUGGCCCCUGCUCUCGCAUGCGGAAACACAGUCGUUCUCAAACCCGCCGAGCAAACUCCCCUGAGCGCUCUAUAUUUCGGUAAGCUAAUCAUCGAAGCUGGCUUGCCACCUGGAGUCAUAAACAUUGUUCCAGGCCUGGGUCCGGUAGCUGGGAAAGCCAUCUCUAGUCAUGUCGGCAUCGAUAAGGUUGCCUUUACUGGUAGCACAGCAACUGGCCGGGCCAUUAUGAGAGAGGCUGCAACUAAUCUUAAGAACAUCACUUUGGAAUGCGGCGGAAAGAGUCCUUGUAUUGUCUUUGAUGAUUGCAAUUUUGAACAGGCUGUAAAGUGGUCGCAUUUUGGCAUCAUGGAUAAUAAGGGCGAGGUCUGCACCUCUACAUCACGCAUCUACGUUCAUGAGGCAAUUUAUGACCGUUUUCUUGAACGCUUUGUUCAAGUAACCAAAGAGAACGACAAGCUUGGCAAUCCCUUCUCGACUGAAACACUUCAGGGUCCUCAAGUCUCUAAACCCCAAUAUGAUAAGAUUCUCUCCUACAUCGAGCAAGGAAAGAGUUCAGGCGCAAGGCUGCUCUAUGGGGGUGCCAAGCAAAGCGCUCAGGGCUAUUUCAUCCAGCCUACAGUUUUUGUCGAUACUACUGAGGAAAUGGCCAUUGUUAGAGAGGAAAUCUUUGGUCCUGUGGUUGUCAUUUCCAAAUUCAGCUCGACACAGGAGGUCUUGGAGAAGGCUAAUAACACUUCAUACGGACUUGCCGCGGCAGUGUUUACCGAAAAGAUCUCCAAAGCCCAUACAGUGGCUCGAAAGUUGCAAGCUGGCAUGGUUUGGAUCAACUCUUCGGGUGAGUCCCACUAUGGCAUUCCAUUUGGCGGAUAUAAGUCGUCUGGAAUUGGCCGCGAAUUGGGCCAGUACGCCCUCGAUGCCUACACGCAGUCGAAGGCCAUCCAUGUGAACCUUUCCGAGGAGUGA
This is a messenger RNA of Clonostachys solani, 1482 nucleotides long. Lineage: Eukaryota; Fungi; Ascomycota; Sordariomycetes; Hypocreales; Bionectriaceae. The record is from the annotation of a GenBank genome assembly.